Cyphomyrmex costatus is the source of this 1573-nucleotide messenger RNA. It is a transcript of the gene Sqor, whose product is annotated as Sulfide quinone oxidoreductase. The record is from RefSeq and is a predicted model, not a curated record. Gene Ontology annotation, cellular component: mitochondrion. NCBI's taxonomy places the organism in Eukaryota, Metazoa, Arthropoda, Insecta, Hymenoptera, Formicidae. The coding region runs from base 248 to 1573 and encodes 441 amino acids. Gene Ontology annotation, molecular function: sulfide:quinone oxidoreductase activity; FAD binding. The transcript has 9 exons.
UGAUGAACUGGACGUCACGUACGCAAAGGAUUGCAACGUGGACGGUGUACCUUCGAGGCUAUGAUUUUCGAUUAAUUUUUUUUCUCGAGUGGCUCCCGAUAUCACGUACGAGAUGGAAAUGAGUGACGAGCUCGAACAGAUAUAAGAAAUUAACCUAAAACGAUAGAUUCGUCUGUAUAUAAACAAGGCACUCGAAUUGCACUUGCUUCUCUCCAUAUAGAAUCAUAGUUGACUUUUAGGAUAUAUCAUGUCUCGUCUAUUGUUGUCUCAUGAUCUUACGUUGUUGUCAAAGAGUAUAUGGCCUAGAAAUAAAUAUAAACAGAUCCAUCAUUUCUGUAAAAUUCUGGUGGUUGGAGGCGGUACUGCCGGCUGUUCGAUGGCUGCAAAACUGUCAAGAAAAGUAAAUGAUCCAGAGCAAGUUAUCGUGCUGGAACCCAACGAUGUACAUUAUUAUCAACCCUUGUUUACUUUGGUUGGCGGUGGUAUCAGUUCUUAUGCAUCAUCGAAAAAGUAUAUGAAAGAUGUUUUGCCAAAGAAAGUGAAAUGGUUGAAAACCUCUGUCGUUGAAUUUCAACCAGAUGUUAACAAAGUGUCAACACAUCAUGGAGAUACUAUACAAUAUGACAUUAUGAUUGUUGCACUUGGUUUGCAAUUGUAUUGGGACAAAAUUCCAGGCCUGUUGGACAGCGUAUAUGAUCCUGAUACUCAAGUAUGUUCUAUUUAUGGACCUGAUACUGUACCUCACGUUUAUGAAAAAAUAAAAAACGCUGGACAAGGAACUGCAAUAUUCACGUUACCAAAUACUCCGGUCAAAUGUCCAGGUGCACCUCAAAAGAUCGCCUAUAUUGCCGAAGACUACUAUCGCAAUCACAAAUUGCGAAAUAACAUCGACGUCGUAUAUAACACUGCGUUGCCAGUUAUAUUCGGAGUUAAGAAAUACGCCGAUUCCCUCUGGGACGUGUGUAAGCAGAGAGACAUCACUGUCAAUCUUCAAACUAAUCUGAUAAAGAUAGAUCCGAGCAAACGACAGGCCACGUUUGAAAAACUAAACUCGCCAGGAGAGACAUUAGUACAAGAAUAUUCUCUCCUCCAUGUAACACCUCCAAUGGGACCGCCUGCAGUUUUGAAAAAACAUCCAGCGUUGACUAACGAAGCCGGAUUUCUCUGUGUUGAUCCUAAAACGCUGCGACAUAUGAAAUAUCUAAAUAUAUUUGGCAUAGGCGAUUGCACAAGUACACCAAAUUCUAAGACAAUGGCUGCAAUAGCCGCACAGGGAAAAGUGUUGUAUCAAAAUAUAUUGGAUGAUUUGGCUGGCAAACCAAUGAUGAUGGCUUAUGAUGGUUACGCAUCAUGUCCAUUAGUUACCGGUUAUGGCAAGUGCAUUCUAGCAGAAUUUGACUAUAAUUUACAACCAAAGGAGACUUUCCCAGUGAAUCAAGGCAAAGAAUUUUACAUUAUGUUUUUGUUAAAGAAAUAUUUGUUCCCAUUCAUAUAUUGGCAUUUGAUGUUGAGAGGUUAUUGGAACGGACCAGAAUUCUUCCGCAAAUUUACAAAGAUUCUAAAGAAGGAUUAG